Molecule: messenger RNA, 4362 nt
Organism: Passer domesticus (house sparrow)
Lineage: Eukaryota; Metazoa; Chordata; Aves; Passeriformes; Passeridae
Gene: NMBR
Product: neuromedin B receptor
Exons: 3
Coding region: 352-1518 (388 amino acids)
Biological process (GO): bombesin receptor signaling pathway
Cellular component (GO): plasma membrane
Molecular function (GO): bombesin receptor activity
Source: RefSeq, a predicted model, not a curated record
GCGCCGGCGGCCCGACCGCGCCUUCUCCGCGGCGGCAGCGGCGCUCCCGGGACGCGGGCAGGGAGCGGCUGUCCCGACGGCGUUCUCUGCCCCCAGGAUCUCCUGCUCACCGGGAGAGGCUUGUCCGAAGAGCCGAGGGGCAGCGCACGGGAGUUUUUAUUUCCCUCCCCGGCCACUGCUGCGGCAGACGUUCCUCUGCAUUUCUUAAGGGAGAAAACUCGGCAAAGAAGGGGUAGGAAGAAAGGCGGUAGAGAAGGGAGGGGAGUUGAUUGACUUGCAGAGAGGUGAAGCUUUCCUGUGGCUCCCUCUGCACUUUACACUGGAGACCUUCAGUCCACGCGAAGCUGUGGGAUGGAGCCAGAGCCCCCGCCCGAGCUCACAGCAGUGCCCCUCGGGGAGAAUGGGAGUGUCCGCCUGGCACCCGACACAGCCCUGCUGUCCCCGGGGAGAGGCACGGCCGUGUUCGUCAUCCGCUGUGUGAUCCCUUCACUUUACCUGCUCAUCAUCACUGUCGGCUUGCUGGGCAACAUCACCCUCAUGAAGAUCUUCAUUUCCAACAGCGCCAUGAGAAGUGUGCCCAACAUCUUCAUCUCCAGCCUCGCUGCUGGUGAUCUGCUCCUGCUGGUGACCUGUGUGCCUGUGGAUGCCUCCCGGUAUUUCUCUGAAGAGUGGCUCUUUGGAGAAGUGGGCUGCAAGCUCAUCCCUGUCAUCCAGCUGACCUCCGUUGGUGUCUCUGUCUUCACCCUCACCGCCCUCAGUGCUGACAGGUACAAAGCAAUUGUAAAUCCCAUGGACAUCCAGACCUCCAGUGCAGUGCUAUGGACUUGUCUGAAAGCCACUGCCAUCUGGGUAAUCUCCAUGCUCCUGGCAGUUCCUGAAGCAGUGUUCUCCGAACUGGCUCACAUCAAUGACACAGAUAACGCCACUUUCACAGCAUGCAUACCAUAUCCCAUGACAGACGACAUGCACCCAAAGAUCCAUUCUGUGCUGCUUUUCCUCGUGUAUUUCCUUGUCCCUCUUGUAAUUAUCAGUAUCUACUACUGUCACAUUGCAAAGAGUUUAAUAAAAAGUGCUCACAACAUCCCUGGGGAACACAGUGAGCAUUCCAAAAGACAGAUGGAAACUCGGAAGCGUCUGGCAAAAAUUGUUUUAGUUUUCGUUGGCUUCUUUGCUAUCUGCUGGUUUCCUAACCACGUGCUAUACAUGUACAGAUCUUUUCAUUACAAUAAGAUUGAUCCAUCGAUGGGACAUAUGGUUGUUACCUUAGUGGCCCGAGUGCUAAGCUUCUGCAACUCUUGUGUCAACCCAUUUGCACUGUAUUUCCUCAGUGAGAGUUUUAGAAGACAUUUCAACAACCAGCUCCGCUGCAGGAAGAAAGCUCAGAAAGAGAGAUCUGCCAGCUACUUGUGCAACUCUUCUGCCAUUCAAAUGACUUCCCUGAAAAGCAAUACCAGGAACACAGUAACUACCAUGACACAGCUGAAUGGGCACAACUUGAAACAAGAAAUGUCAUUAUGAUCUAAUGAGUGUGAUUUUUGACUGUGAAACAAAUCUGAACUUUUCCUUUGCAGCUUGUAAGUCACUUUUGGCUCUUGUUCUUAGACAGUCCUCAGAAGAGAGGCUCUGUUAAAUUCUGGCCAAUCUGAGAUUAUUUCAUACUCUCUGACUCUUGGAAGUGAAGAGUAUGUUAUAUUGAGAAAACAAAACUGACUGACAUAAUAUUGUAAUUUAAGGAUAUGCUGAUAUAUGUUUAACACAAAGGAAAGCAGUGUAUCUGGUAAAACAUUGCUUUUAAAAGUAUAGAUUUUCUGAUAUGAAAAUAUGUAUUUUUAACUGAAUAUUGAUCCAGGCUUGUGUUUUGCUUUAAUAGAUUUUGCAUGACUUUAGCUCUGUGGUGUGUGUGCUAGCUUUGCUGAUUAAGACUUGGAUUCCAUUAAACUUUUAUUUUUAAUUUAUUUUUUCUAUAAUCAGCUCACGUGUCAGCGCAGGUAGUCAAAUACACACAAUGACUGAAGCUUACUGCUGCUACUUAUACAAGGCUGUUAAUAUAAACAUUUGAAGGAGGCUGUCAGAGCUGAAUCCCCCCUUAUACGGUGACAUAGAAUGUGACAAAUAAUCAUUCCCAAGCCAGGUGAGAGGUUAGCUUUCACAGGUGAGCUCCAGAGACAAGGUGCUCACAGUGUUUUUCUUAGCAGGGGCAGUAAUAGCAGACAAAGGCACCUUGUGGAAGUAGUUUUUUAUGGCCAGCUCAUGAGCCAAAUGUAAUUUAAAGUAUGUUUUUCUUUACAGUUGGGUGGAACUGUUCCAGCACAGAUCUGUCUCUAUCACAACACUGUAUCCUGUACUUCUGCAGUGACUUCUCCAAGGUGAAUACUAGAGAGUACUCUGGACAUUUAGAUAGGACUUUGGAAUUAGUUGCUAGUCAUAUAAUUUCAAAAGCUGAAGUGCUAAUGCAGUGUAUCCAUUCAUUGUUCCCUUUGUCCUUUAUAAUACACUUGCGCUUAUUUAGUUCUGUUUGUAACUUUGUGAACCACCUGAAAUUCAAAACUUUUUUCUGCAAUUCCUUUUACUUCAAGACUAGUUAUAUCCCUACCCAAAUUUUCAAAGCAAUGAGAAUUUAUAUUGAUGUAAACUGUAAGUGUUCUAGAUAAUUAUCUUGAAAAAAAAUCCCCAGUUUUAAACACUCAACAGGGAAAGUAACAAAUUGAAGUUUUCAAUGCCAACCAGCCAGUGAGACCUAUAGGAGGAUGUAAUGUACAUAAAGUUCUGUUCAGCAUUCAAAUGAGAAAACUUACGAAAUUCAGUUUAGACUGGCUCCAUAUGGCCUACCCUAGCUGGUUGCAGUUGCCCUGUGACUCCAGUGGCUUCUUAGGAGGUGUUAAACAAAGGAGCUGAUUAACUUGAACUUGUAAAUCUAUGUGGAAUGGUUUCAAAAACUGUCAUUUUGUCAUAGUUUAGGAGUGGAAUUCCCCAGUUUAGUGCUCCCACUGAAACACUCCAAACCGUGUGCCGCUGUCUCACUCCACACUUCCCCCUCUCUCUCCCCCUGCAGGGAAUGGAGAGGAGAAAUUGGAGGCAUAAAAGGUACAUAUCAAGGGUUAAGAUGAUAACAAGUUACUAGAAACGGCAAUGAAAUAAGCAACAAACAGUAGCAACAACAAUAUUAAUAACAGAGUGUUAUAGAAUUCAUAACAAGAAGUGAAGGAUUCAUAUGCAAUCACUACAGGGAACUUGGCACUAUUGGCCUGACUGAAAGGAACCCAUCCCUUCUUGGCCCCUGCUUCGGCAUGAGGUGGUAUAGAGUAACCUCAGGGUCCUGGUCAUUUCCCUUCUGGCUACUGCAUAAAUGAACCCUUUGCUGGCUGGAACCAGGACACAUCUAUAACUGCCUAAUACUGCCUCAUCCUCCUUUUUCUUCAUUUUGCCUCUUGUCUUUCUUCAUACCUUAGUUUUGUGUGAGCCCACAUGUUCUCAGAACUACUUUUUAAUUUUAUAUCACUAAUUCUUCCUGGAUGCCGGACAGACAAAGUUUUGGAUUCUGCUCUUCUGAUCAGUCUCGAGUCCUUUUCACUCACAAACAUUUUACACCUGCAAAGCACUAAUACUUCAAGUCUUCCUUUGUCAAUUCUUGAUGUUUAUCAUUGACUGUGAUCAAGUUUUCUGUUUAUUUAUGCUGGGGUUUUUGUGGUUCCCUGCUCCUCAUUUUUUUUUUGACAAUCUUUCUACACUGCAUAGCCUUUCACAGAACUUUGAAAUCCAUUGCAGUUUUUAUUUCCUAAAUGAAUUUUUCUGAUGUGGACAUUACUAGAUGAUACAGGUGGCCUUGUAGUAGAUUUGAUGCUUCUGUUUGAUUCACGCACUCCACCCAAUGUCUUAAAUUGCUGUGUGUGGUAUAGACAGCAUGAACAAUCCUUCUGGCAGAAUGGAAAGCUCCAGUUGGUUCCUUUUUGUUGUGAGGAGAAGCUGUUCAGAGGUAGACUAUAACUCCUUCUUGUCAGGAAAUCAGCAUGGUUUUGCUUCAUUUCCCAGACCUGAUAUUCAAAGUCUGUUUCAAGUAAGUAAACUAAAUUUUGUAUAGCUCCUUUCAAAUUCUUGUAGCAUGGUGUGGGGGAAUUAGUUAAUCUGUCUGGAGCUUUACUAGGUGUGUUGCUAACCCAAUGUGCACAUUUUGGAAAUGUCUGUUAUUGUGUUUUUGUACAUGUUGUAUAUAAGCUGUAUGUAUAAAGCUAUUUUCAGACAACUCUGUUUAUUAACAAUUAAAAUGAUAGUAGAAUGCAUUUUAUGAGGUAUUUUCUUCUAACUGUAUCCAAAGGAACAAAGAAAAUCUGUAAAUAAGAUCAUAUUAGCUUUUCAUAUACCACA